AUGUUACCAGUCAUUUUAUGGUGUAUAAUAUUCAUUUUUACAAUUAUUAUAUUCAGUGCGUUGGGUAUUCUCAUUUACAAAUUUAUUUUUGAGACAAAAGCUGGGAUAUGCGUGUGUCAAACAAGGCUCGAUGGAAAGAUUGCAAUCGUCACCGGAGGCAAUUCAGGAAUUGGUUUUGAAACAGCGAAGGAUCUGGCAAAACGUGGUGCAAAAGUUAUCAUUGCUGAUGUGCAAAAUUCUGAUAAAACCGUUGAUGAAAUAGUCAAAGCAACUGGUAACACUGAAGUAGAAUAUGCCAAAUUAGACCUGGCUAGCUUUGCUAGUAUUAAAACAUUCACAGACGAUAUUAAAAGAAGAUACGACCAUAUAGACAUUUUAGUGAACAAUGCUGGCAUUGGUUCUAUAAACAAACAUUUGACUGAAGAUGGUAUUAAUAUGGUAAUGCAGAUAAACUACUUUGGGCCAUUUUUGCUAACACUCAGGCUACUCGAUAAAUUAGCAACUUCGAAAUCCAGCCGGAUUGUAAUAGUAGCUUCAGCGGCUCAUUAUUAUGCUAAAUUUGAUAUAGAUGACAUAAUAGGAGCUAAGGAAACCAGCUUUUCUAUUUUGUACGCGAACAGCAAACUCUGUAACGUUCUGUGGAUGAAAGCUUUAUCAAAAAGACUGCCUAAGAACGUAACUGCUAACUCGGUUCAUCCAGGAAUUGUGAAAACAAAAAUAUUUGACACUUUCCUCCUGUCAAGUGUGAUACUGUUCGUGAUUGAUAUCUUUUUCAAAUCGUCUGAGCAAGGCGCUCAAACCAGCAUACAUCUAUGUGCUUCAAGCAAAUUGGAAGGAUCGUCAGGAAAUCAUUACGCUGAUUGCAAAAUUAAAACGAUUUCACGGAUUGCAAGGGAUGAACAGUUUGUAGAAAAAGUUUGGACAGCAACGACUGGUUUGCUUGAAAAAUAUUUAUAG
Pieris macdunnoughi is the source of this 957-nucleotide messenger RNA. The record is from the annotation of a GenBank genome assembly. NCBI's taxonomy places the organism in Eukaryota, Metazoa, Arthropoda, Insecta, Lepidoptera, Pieridae.